AUGCAUAACCCAUACCACCCACGCUCACAAACCGACUCAACCACAGCUCCCGCAGGGCGAAACAGACAAAGGGAAAUACCAAGAAAACUAUUUGAACCUCCGACCAACCCACGCAUACCUGACGCCCCAACCACCUCCCCUACUCCCUCUCCGGACCACAGUAAGGACAAACAGCUAGGGAGAAACAGUUAGAAAUCAAACCCUCAUAACACACAGCUCACACACCAAACGCACGCCACACUCCCACACCAACACACAACGCUCCCCCGCGUGCCCCCGGUGGAGACCAGCAGAGGGAGCCCACCGAACGCAUGAGGGAGACCAUCCCCAGCCCACACACCCCCAUUCCCCCGGACUGCAGGGCGCCGGGGCUGGCCCGCGCCCCCGCCUGCGCAGACAUGGCCCCUCCCCGGCUACAAUCCCCCCGCAGACACCAGAAGACACCCCAAUCAGACCUCAGAAUCUACACGAUCAACGCCAAAGGGCUCAACUCCCCACAGAAACGAGCAAGGGCACUGAGAGGACUGAAAUCCCUGCACAUUUCUACUGCGUUCUUCCAAGAAACGCACUUUCAAAAAGCCAAACACCCCAAAUUCUCAAAUAAACACUACCCACUGAGCUUCCAUGCCACCAAUCCAGACUCCAAGACCAAAGGGGUCACAAUACUCUUCGCGGCGGACAUACCGUUCCGCAAAGAGGAGGAACUUGCGGACCCAGGAGGCAGAUUUCUCUUCCUGAAAGGAACUAUACACAACACGCGAUUCACGUUCGCUAACUUAUACCUCCCGAACAAGGGACAAAAACCCUUUCUAGGGCGAACCCUCACAUUGCUAGACUCCUUUAGUGAUGGCAAACUAAUCCUCGGAGGAGACUUCAAUGCGCCUCUGGACCCUAAACUGGACACCUCAACAGGCCACUCGACCCUCCCGAGCCAUGUCCUCCGAGGCAUGAAAUCCACCCUACACGAACUCCACCUGUCGGAUUGCUGGCGCGCCCUACACCACCAAGAAAAGGACUACACCUUCUUUCACCCCCUCCACCCCCCACAACUCAUACUCACGAAUUGACUAUCUGUUUCUCCAGCACCGCCACCUGGACGACCUCCUUACUCAACGAUAACCCCCAUGACCAGGUCGGACCAUGCCCCGGUCAUCAUCACACUCACCUCACCAACGCCGUUCCAGAAACACUGGAACUGGAGACUGAACGAAUCACUACAAGAGGAUCCCCUGAUUCACCAAGAUGUGAAACCACACAUAGACCAAUUCUUCCAAACAAACAGCCGCCGGACUCCGCCCCGGAUAAGAUCUGGGAAGUGUACAAAUGCGUGAUUAGGGGCGUCCUGAUCAGACAUGGCGCGCAUCGAAAGCGACAACACACCCAAGAAACGGCCGAACCUGCGCGAAAGGUGGCGGACCUGGAGAAGCAACAUAAGUCCACCUUGGCCGAUGAUACAUACUCACAACUAGUCAUCGCCAGGGCAAAACUCAACUCCCACCUAUCCCAGAAGAUCGCAUUUCAAUUCAGGCAAACGCAGAAGACUUUCAACGAAUACGGUAACAAAAGCAGGAAAUUACUAGCGAGAGCCCUGAGGAAAACCAGACAAAAAAGCUUCAUAUCUGAGAUCAAACAUAAUGGAACCACCCACAACACACCGAAAUCAAUAGCGGAAGGAUUUCGCACUUACUACGAAGCACUAUACAACCUCCACAGCCAGGACGGCACCGGAGAGGGGUCGGACACCACAAAGACCCAAAAAUGUAACGAGUACCUCACCAAGUAUCUCACCAACACGAUGGACACAGAUAUGGCCGACGCCAUGGAGGAGCCGAUCACAGCGGAAUAA
This is a messenger RNA of Pelobates cultripes (western spadefoot toad), 1846 nucleotides long. NCBI's taxonomy places the organism in Eukaryota, Metazoa, Chordata, Amphibia, Anura, Pelobatidae. The record is from the annotation of a GenBank genome assembly.